This is a messenger RNA of Sparassis crispa, 2157 nucleotides long. Its product is annotated as Putative proline--tRNA ligase. The transcript has 9 exons. Gene Ontology annotation, biological process: prolyl-tRNA aminoacylation. Gene Ontology annotation, cellular component: cytoplasm; aminoacyl-tRNA synthetase multienzyme complex. Gene Ontology annotation, molecular function: aminoacyl-tRNA deacylase activity; ATP binding; proline-tRNA ligase activity. The coding region runs from base 1 to 2157 and encodes 718 amino acids. The record is from RefSeq and is a predicted model, not a curated record. Lineage: Eukaryota; Fungi; Basidiomycota; Agaricomycetes; Polyporales; Sparassidaceae.
AUGUCCUCCGUUAUUAGAGGCGCGCAAUUUUUCAAUGAAACCUCUAUUGUCCCUGCUGCUUUCGUGGAACACAGUGCCACAAACUCUCCGGCGACAUGGCGUGAAGCACUGGAAGCAAGCGGGUCUGCCCCGAAAUCCUUUGAGUUGAUCAAGACCUUGGUCUACAAACCCAAGACUGCAAAAAAUGCUACCCCGGUCCCUGUGGUUGUGAUCGCCCGCGAAGGAACGGAUGUGAUAUCAGGUCUGUUGGGCAAAAAGCUGAAUUUGAAGGAUUUGCGGCUAGGAUCAGAAGAGCUUUUGACUGAGUUCUUUGCGCUUGACAAAAAUUCGCUUUCUCCCCUCGCAUUGAGCGAGCAGACAUACCCCAAAGUCAUUACAGUCGUGGAUGCCUCGAUCUUCACGUCUUCCUCGGUUUUCGCUGUCCAUGCCCUGUCUUCCAGCUCGACCUUUUUUCUUACGGGAAAAGAUAUCCACACGCAUCUGAAGGGUUUGGAGACUCACGGUCCCGCUCUACACGAAGUCGACUUUGAAGCGCUCAAGGCCGAUACAGAGCCCUCCGCUCCUGCAGGGCAGUCAAAAGCUGCGCCGGUAAAGAAGGAGAGAGAGGGCGCGAGGAUUGAGGGCGCUGUGCAGAUCGCUAUCGGAAUCAAGAAAGAGGUCGACUUUGCUGCGUGGUAUACUAACGUCCUCAUCAAAGCUGAAAUGCUGGACUACUACAACGUCAGUGGAUGCUACAUCCUACGUCCAUGGGCGUAUAGCAUCUGGGAGGUGAUUCAAGACUGGUUCAACGCGAGAAUCCGCCCUAUGGGCGUGCAAAAUUCUUACUUCCCCAUGUUUGUCUCGUCAAAGGUGCUGGAGCGCGAGAAGGAUCACGUCGAAGGUUUCUCUCCGGAGGUGGCAUGGGUUACACGAGCCGGAAGCUCUGAUCUGGAAGAGCCUAUUGCCAUCCGUCCGACAUCUGAGACCGUCAUGUAUCCUUACUACGCGAAAUGGAUCAAGAGCCAUAGAGACCUUCCGUUGAAGCUCAACCAGUGGAAUAGCGUAGUACGAUGGGAGUUCAAGAACCCCCAGCCGUUCAUUCGUACCCGCGAGUUCCUUUGGCAAGAAGGUCAUACCGCGCAUCUGACCAAGGCCGAAGCCGACAUUGAAGUGCGAGAUAUCCUCGAGCUCUACCGACAAGUAUUCGAAGAUCUACUUGCGGUCCCCGUCAUCCCUGGCGUCAAAUCCGAAAAGGAGAAGUUCGCGGGCGGGCUGUACACGACGACGGUUGAGGGCUUUGUGCCGACUACCGGGCGUGGCAUCCAGGGCGCGACGUCGCACUGUCUUGGGCAGAACUUCUCGCGCCCGGAAAUGUUCAACAUUUUCGUCGAGGACCCCAAUGAUCCCACCGGCCAGGGUAAGGUGUACGUGUGGCAGAACUCGUGGGGCCUGUCGACCCGCGUUAUUGGCGUGAUGGUCAUGACGCAUGGUGACAACCAGGGUCUCGUUCUUCCUCCUCGUGUCGCGUCGAUUCAAGUCGUGAUCGUUCCAUGCGGUCUUACCGCGAAGAUUUCAGAUGAGGGGCGCAAGGCUGUCAACGACAAGUGCGACGAGCUUGCGGCAGCGCUGAACAAGGUCGGCGUGAGGACAAGGGCUGACCUGCGUGAAGGAUACACUCCCGGCUUCAAGUUCAACGAUUGGGAGCAAAAGGGCGUGCCGCUCCGUCUCGAGGUUGGCCCUGCCGACUUGGCAAAAGACCAGACGCUGACAGUGCGGCGCGACAAUGGCGUAAAGUCCCCGUUGCCAUUGGCGGGCAUCACGGCAUCUGUGCCGAAACUGUUGGAGACAAUUCAGGCAGAUAUGUUCAAGCGUGCGCAGGACCUCUACUUUUCUAGAGUGAAGCCAGUUACACGCUGGGAGGACGUCGUCCCGACGCUCGACAACAAGUGCGUCGUUGUGAUACCAUGGUGCGAAGAGGAGGCGUGCGAGGACGACAUCAAGGAGCGCAGUGGACGGGCUGCUGAGCCCCAGGAUGAGCGUGCCCCCUCGGCUGGCGCCAAGUCUCUUUGUAUUCCCUUCGACCAGUCGAAAUGGCCUCCAAUUGAACCGGGCAAGACCAAGUGCCCGGCGUGCGGGAAAGACGCGAAGCAGUGGACCAUGUUCGGGCGGUCAUACUAG